Messenger RNA from Aspergillus puulaauensis, 1590 nucleotides. Its product is annotated as Zn(II)2Cys6 transcription factor domain-containing protein. The transcript has a single exon. Gene Ontology annotation, molecular function: DNA-binding transcription factor activity, RNA polymerase II-specific; zinc ion binding. Gene Ontology annotation, biological process: regulation of DNA-templated transcription. The record is from RefSeq and is a predicted model, not a curated record. Lineage: Eukaryota; Fungi; Ascomycota; Eurotiomycetes; Eurotiales; Aspergillaceae. The coding region runs from base 1 to 1590 and encodes 529 amino acids.
AUGGUCAACCACGGGCGAUCCAACGGCUGCACGACAUGCAAACAACGCCGCGUCAAAUGCGACCAAGCAAGGCCCAAAUGCCAGGCCUGCCAGCGCCUCGGACUUCACUGCGGUGGCUACAAGACGAAAUACGCCCUCAAAUUCCGCGACCAAACUCACAAGUUCUUCACAAAUAGCGGAGUUAAGGAAAGAGGACCAGUAUCUGUCAUGCGACCGGCUGAGCCCGACACUGCCGUGCCAUUCUUCCUCCAGCACUACGCAGGCAUCGGCCGUUCCAUGGGAUCCGCGCGCGGCUUCUUCGAGGUGCUGAUUCCGGUCUACUACUCGCAGCCUCAGGACUCGGCGCUGUCGCUGGCUGUGUCGGCUGUUGCUUCGAAGAUCCUAGCUUUGUGGCGACACGAUACCAGGGGUUUCCGACCGGAGACUUAUACGCAGGCCGUCAAGUGUCUUCGGCGGACCAUCGCGGAUCGCAAUGAAUGGGGAAAGCCAGAAACAGCGUUAGCUGUGCUGGCGCUGCAGUUGUACGAGAACGUCGCUGCUAUCUAUGACCUUCGCACAGCCACGCGAGUCCACCAUGACGGCGCGAUGUCGCUGCUCCCGUUUGUAGGUUCGCAUUCGGACCAUGUCACUGGAGCCAGUGUAUAUCCUCGGAGAUUCAUUCUCCAUACCGAGAUUUCCUCGGCGAUGCGUCAGGAAAGGCCGUUGCAGAGCAUGGCGUACUCAUGGGCUGGCGGACACGAUCUGAAUCUGAUAGAUAACCCGAGUUCGGCACUUGAUGCCAUCGGCGCGUCCGUUGCUGAGUUGCAGGCGAGUUAUAUGCAGCUGGCAACGCAAUAUGCCCUGCCCACUGGCAGAGUGGCAGCCGAGGCAAAGCGUAUUGAUGAACAACUGCUGGCCUGGGCACAGAGCGUGCCAGAUCACUGGUACCCCCUGAGGCUGGUCAGUCAAGACAUCGACCCAUCGAUCCCCACCUAUCAGUCUGUCUGCGAGAUCUACCCUCACUGCCAGAUCGCAAACAUCUGGAACCUAUGGCGCAUCCAGCGCCUCUUACUCGUCAAGAUCUCCCUCAGCUCAGCUAGCACGAGCUCAAGAGAGCAGCUCGAAUACAAACACACCCUCCAAGAGCUCGUCGACUCUGUUUGCUACAGCGUGCCCUUCUAUCUCGGCAAUCGAACCAGACCGUCAAGCAUUCCCGACUUCACGGACCCAGCGAUCCUGCUUCCUAGCGAGCACCUGACACGGCCUGAUAUAGGAAGGAAAAGUGAAGGAGACGAGCAUAAACGGCAUAUCAUCGCCCAAGGCCCGUGGCACCUGAUGAGCCCGCUGAGUCGCUUAUUGACGCUCUUUUCGGAAGAGCACGGCGGGACGCAGAUUGCGGCGUUUCUCAGACCUGGGCAGUAUGAGUGGAUCUGUGAGCAGUUCCUGCGUGUUACUACGUUGCUUCAUAUCCCGCAAGCGGACACUGGCGAUGGCAUGGGAGGAUACACACCUUUGGCCUCGAACUCUUCCUCGCGAGGAUGUGUAAAUAGCAGGGUUGACCAGCUCGCGAAGAGGGUCAGAAGGGGUGCGGUUUUUAUGAGUGGGCCUUGA